UUUGGAAUAAUGAGUACCGCACCGUGCAUAGCUUUAUGUGUUUUGCUGAUGUUUCAAUAUGGAUCAUCUGUACUCUUAGAAAAGAAUUGUGGACGCUUUAAAAAUAUCAUACUUAACACUCCUUGGCUGGUCUCUAUUCGAGCUGGUGAAAAACCUGAAGUCAUCUGCGUUGGCACCCUUAUUAACGAACGAUUUGUCCUGACAGCAGCCAGUUGCAUACACAACCAAAGCUCACUGAAAGUUCGGUUGGGAGAAAUCGUGGAAAAUAAUAAUACAAAAUAUGCCAAAUACAAAUAUGUGGAGAUGCUUGUAUUAAGGGCCAUUAAGCACAAGUUAUAUUCACCAGGCAGCGAUCAGAAUAAUAUUGGUCUGCUCAGAUUGCCAAAGGAUGUUGUAUAUAUGGAUCAUAUACAACCUAUAUGCAUUGAGCUCAACACUGACAAAUCUAGUAGACACAAACGUUCGGAUUGGGAAUGGCUUCCGAAAACAAGCGUUGGUUACCCCAAAGUGCAAAUUGUGAACGACACAGUUUAUUUUCAAACUGGAAUUUUGAGCCGUGAUAAUGUCAUUACAGCGGUUCGGGAAUAUGCCGAGGACUGGAUAUUACCAACAGCGCUGGAAGUUGAUGUCAUACAGUACCCCCUGUCAUGACCAUCAAAGCAAUAUAUAUCACACCAAGAGUUAUAGUUUCCAUACUGAUGUAUGUCAUGAAUUGAAUUCAUGAAAAACCUGCUAAAUAUAAUAAUCUUUUAUUUCAAAUAUGGUUUGAAUACUUUGAAAUAGUAUAGUAUGAACAAGUUCAAAAAAUAAAGAAUGGUUCGAUAUUUCCGUGUAA
Molecule: messenger RNA, 835 nt
Organism: Drosophila rhopaloa
Lineage: Eukaryota; Metazoa; Arthropoda; Insecta; Diptera; Drosophilidae
Product: collagenase-like
Exons: 3
Coding region: 10-651 (213 amino acids)
Biological process (GO): proteolysis
Molecular function (GO): serine-type endopeptidase activity
Source: RefSeq, a predicted model, not a curated record